CUUGGACGCAGAAAAUGGGCCGACACCAUCCCCUGGCCGCAGCCCCCUGGACUCGCAGGCGAGCCCGGGGCUUGUGCUGCAUGCUGGGGCAGCCACCAGCCAGCGCCGAGAGUCCUUCCUCUAUCGCUCAGACAGUGACUAUGACAUGUCACCCAAGACUAUGUCCAGGAACUCAUCUGUCGCCAGCGAAGCGCAUGCCGAAGACCUCAUUGUGACACCAUUUGCCCAGGUGCUGGCCAGUCUCCGGAGCGUUCGAAACAACUUCUCACUCUUAACCAAUGUGCCCAUCCCCAGCAACAAGUGGUCCCCACUGGGCGGCCCACCCGCUGUCUGCAAGGCCACGCUGUCAGAGGAGACAUGCCAGCAGCUGGCCCGGGAGACCCUGGAAGAGCUAGACUGGUGUUUGGAGCAGCUGGAGACCAUGCAGACCUACCGCUCUGUCAGCGAGAUGGCCUCACACAAGUUCAAAAGGAUGCUGAACCGUGAACUCACACACCUGUCGGAAAUGAGCAGGUCGGGAAACCAGGUCUCAGAGUACAUUUCCACAACAUUCCUGGACAAGCAGAAUGAAAUGGAGAUCCCAUCACCCACACCACGACACAGAGCCUUCCAGCAGCCCCCACCACCGGUGGUACAACAGUCCCAGCCCAUGUCUCAGAUCACAGGGUUGAAAAAGCUGGUGCACACUGGAAGCAUGAACGCCAGUAUCCCACGAUUUGGAGUCAAGACAGAUCAAGAAGAGCUCUUAGCACAAGAACUGGAGAACUUGAGCAAAUGGGGCCUGAAUAUCUUUUGUGUGUCGGAGUACGCUGGAGGGCGUUCACUCAGCUGCAUCAUGUAUACGAUAUUCCAGGAGCGGGACCUGCUAAAGAAAUUCCGCAUCCCUGUGGACACUAUGGUGACUUACAUGCUGACCCUGGAAGACCACUACCAUGCCGACGUCGCCUACCACAACAGCCUGCACGCGGCGGACGUGCUGCAGUCCAUACACGUGCUGCUGGCCACGCCCGCCCUGGAUGCUGUGUUCACAGACCUGGAGAUUCUUGCCGCCCUCUUUGCUGCUGCCAUCCACGACGUGGACCACCCUGGCGUCUCCAACCAGUUCCUUAUCAACACCAAUUCGGAGCUGGCGUUGAUGUACAACGAUGAGUCUGUGCUUGAGAACCACCACCUGGCUGUGGGAUUCAAGCUGCUGCAAGAAGAGAACUGUGACAUCUUCCAGAACCUCAGCAAGCGCCAGCGGCAGAGCCUUCGAAAGAUGGUCAUAGACAUGGUGCUGGCCACAGACAUGUCCAAACAUAUGACCCUCCUGGCUGACCUGAAGACUAUGGUGGAGACGAAGAAAGUAACCAGCUCGGGAGUUCUCUUGCUGGACAACUACGCUGACCGCAUCCAGGUCCUCAGGAACAUGGUGCACUGUGCAGACCUCAGCAACCCCACCAAGCCCCUGGAGCUCUAUCGACAGUGGACUGACCGCAUCAUGGCCGAGUUCUUCCAGCAGGGUGACCGGGAACGGGAGCGUGGAAUGGAGAUUAGCCCCAUGUGUGACAAGCACACAGCCUCUGUGGAGAAGUCUCAGGUGGGCUUCAUUGACUACAUUGUCCACCCGCUGUGGGAGACGUGGGCAGAUCUCGUCCAUCCUGAUGCCCAAGACAUCCUGGACACGUUGGAAGACAACAGGGAUUGGUAUCACAGUGCCAUUCGGCAGAGCCCUUCCCCACCCCUGGAAGAGGAGCCAGGACAUCUUGGCCAUCCAACCCUACCUGGCAAGUUCCAGUUUGAGCUCACAUUGGAGGAGGAAGAGGAGGAAGAUUCCUUGGAGGCUCUGGGAUUGUCCACAGCUGAGGAAAUCUCCCUGGCUUCAGAUGACAUCACAGCUCAGGCUACAGAACAGUCAAAGGUCAAAGACAAAGACCCGAACUCUGAAGUGGUAGAGAGAGAAAAGAGUCUGAGGCAGGGGGCAGACCCAGCAUGUGCUACUCCCAAGGAGUCCGUGGAGACUGUGGGUUGCUCCUUCAGCCCUGGAACUCCCAUUCUGCCUGACUUGAGGACCCUGUGCCCCCCAGAGGAGGUCCCGGGCCUCCUGGGCCUCCCCUCCAUGGCGGCAGAGGUGGAGGCCCCAAGAGACCAUCUGGCUGCCUCGAGGGCUUAUGCCUGUUCUGGGACAACAGGAGACAGUUCUGCCAUCGUCUCAGCUUCAGGCACAUUGGGGUCAGGUGGGGACCCUGCCUGAGCCCUGCUCCCUUCACCUUUGGGUCCUCCCUUGUCCCUCCUCUCUUCACUCACCAUGGACCACCUCAACAACUCCUGGCCCUCCUGAGAAAAAAGAAAACAGAAAAGUGGGGUUUUUUUCUCUUUUCUUUUUUUACCCUUCCCCGCUGCCCUUACCCACAGGGCUUUUUUGUGGAGGUGGGGUCUGGGGAGCCAGGAACUGAAGUCCCCAAAAAAGGGAGUUUAUUUUUUUGAAUUUUAAUUGUAACGUUUUUAGAAAAAGAACAAAAAAAAAAAAAAAAGAAUGAAACACAGCAACUGUAGAUGCACCCACCUCCCCAUUCCUGGUUCCCCCUUAUUUCCCCCUUCCCCUCACCCAACCUCAAUCCAAGGCGCCAUCUUCCUGCCUAUCUUGAGACUUGCUCCUUGAGACUCAAGUCUAGGCAUGGCACUGCCCUUUGGGAUGUCCUUCUGGGGUUCAGAGGGAGUCUAGAACCAUAUUGGGAAUAGUAGCAGGGAGAGCCACAGGAGGGGGCUGGUCCAUAGCAGGGAAUGCCACAGGAGGGGGCUGGUCCAUAGCAGGGAGAGCCACAGGAGGGGGCUGGUCCCUAGCAAGGGGCCCCUCUCCCUGCCUCACUGUCCCCUCCCACACGUCUUCCAUCUCUUUUCUCUUUUUUCUUAUUUUUUUUGUACAACCCUGGCCAUGUGGAUGAGAGGGGUGGUCAGAAGAGCUAUUGCUUUAAGAUCUAGGGACCCUUGGUUUCACGCCCUCUACGAGCAUCAGGCCUCGGGGCUGAAGUCCCUUCUUCAGAUGCCAUCUCCUUCCUGGUCCACUUUGGGUCACUUUGAAUUUUCUCCGUUGGAGGAAGGGGGCUCUGUUCCAUGCACACAAACAUCCUCCUUCCAGCUGCUUCUUCCUCUUGUUUCUGCCUUAAAGAUUCCUGUGGCCAUAGAUGAAGUCUCAGUGGCCCCCUCCUUCUCCCUGGGUGGGCAGCUCUUCCGCCCACAGUCCCCUCUUCCAGCAUCCACUCAACUACCUUUUCAGAGUCUCACUCACAUCCCCCCACACACGCCAACUCUCAUUGCCCUAGGAGGAAGCAAUAAUGGUGUGUACCACAUCCUCCCAUCCUGGGCAGCCUUUCCCUUCCAGCACCAAAGCCAUUUCUCCUGUCCUCACCUUACUGAACCUGACCUUCCCCCAUCCAGCCCAGCCACAGGCAGUCCCUAAGCAAUACAGACAGAGCAAGGCCAUUUUCUCCAAGCCAUGGGGGUAAGGGGACGUUUAAAAAGGAAUGACUCCAUUCUCCUCUGCCACACCCGGCCAGUCUGCAGCAGGGCAGUGGGAGUUCUGAUUCCUUGCCUGCCCUGUUAUGUCUCUGUACACGGUACUGUAGCCCUUCCCCCAAUUCCUCCCCAGAUGUCCAUCUGUCUGACCUACCAACCCACUCUCCUUACCCCAUGAUGCUUACAGGGUUUUUGUUUGUUUAUUAAGCAGAGGUAGUUUCUGUUCUAGCUGGUGAUGAGAAUAACCCCGCUUUCCAAGUGUGUGGGGUUUUCUGUACAUACUAUAAGGCUGGUAUAUAAAUUAUUCUGAGACUGAAAGGGAGAAUGGACUUGCCUUUCUGUGGUGAACCCCGUUGGGAAGCUGAGGAGGGGAUCUCCAGGGAGAAGUAACCCCUUCCUGUUGUAUAAUACAAGCUGUACCAUAUUCCUUGAAUGGAGAGUGGGCAUGCUGCUGGUUCAUGGGAAAUGAACCAGGAGGGACAAGGGCUGGGCAGUGCUUGAACCAUGUUCCCUUCUCAAGAGCCCAGGAUGGGGUAGGAGGAGUGGCCAGACCCCUGGCCUCAGUCAGGGCUCCUCUCAGCCAGGGUGGGUGCAGGAUCCCAUGAGCUUCCUACAUGUUGUCCACAUCGACAAUUGAUCAAUUGGUCAGUGGGUUGACAAUCAAUCCUUAAAUCCUGUCCCCAAUUAAAGCGAGGCUCUCACUGAUA
Molecule: messenger RNA, 4202 nt
Organism: Cricetulus griseus (Chinese hamster)
Lineage: Eukaryota; Metazoa; Chordata; Mammalia; Rodentia; Cricetidae
Source: RefSeq, a predicted model, not a curated record